This is a messenger RNA of Spea bombifrons (plains spadefoot toad), 2836 nucleotides long. It is a transcript of the gene MLXIP, whose product is annotated as MLX interacting protein. Gene Ontology annotation, biological process: regulation of transcription by RNA polymerase II. The transcript has 17 exons. Bases 68 to 2680 code for a protein of 870 amino acids. The record is from RefSeq and is a predicted model, not a curated record. Gene Ontology annotation, molecular function: RNA polymerase II cis-regulatory region sequence-specific DNA binding; DNA-binding transcription factor activity, RNA polymerase II-specific; protein dimerization activity. Gene Ontology annotation, cellular component: nucleus. Lineage: Eukaryota; Metazoa; Chordata; Amphibia; Anura; Pelobatidae.
AGUCACAAUAACGCAUCGAGAAAUUGGCUGUGCGGACGGGGAUGUCCCGGGGCUGCGAUCCGGAGGGAUGAUGAUGAUGGCCAAAGCGCUACCCGUGCGUUUGCCGCACCCGGGCGUGAUCGUCAAGGAAGAGCCGGACGAUGACUCGGACAUUGACGAGCCCAACUUACUGCUCAAGAAGUCAGACAGCGCCGAGGCGCAGAUCAUCCACAGCGGCCACUUCAUGGUGUCCUCACCGCACAGCGAGCACCCGCCCAAGAAAGGAUACGACUUCGAUACAGUAAACGAGCAGGCCUGCCAGACAUACAGCUUCGGCAAGACCAGCACAUGUCAUCUGUCCAUAGAUGCCUCCCUCACCAAACUGCUGGAGUGCAUGACACUCGCCUACAGUGGGAAGUUGGUAUCACCCAAAUGGAAGAACUUCAAGGGCUUAAAGCUUCAGUGGAGAGAUAAAAUCCGUCUUAAUAAUGCCAUUUGGCGCGCAUGGUACAUGCAGUAUAUAGAAAAACGUCAAAACCCAGUGUGCCACUUUGUGACCCCUCUCGAUGCAUCAAUAGAUUUUGAUGAGCACCGUCGGCCUGAGGCAAUAGCUACGGAUGGAAAGUACUGGAAAAGAAGAAUUGAGAUAGUAGUUCGAGAAUAUCACAAGUGGAGAACAUACUUCAAGAAAAGGUUACAGAAGCACAAAGAUGAGGACCUCUCCAGCUUGGUUAAAGAUGAUGAUGUUGUCCCAUGGAAACGUGUGGAUGGCAGAGAAACCCCAGUCCCGAUGGAGGAAGAGCCUUUCUUGGACAUGGAACUGCUUAUGGCGGAGUUCAGUGACACUUUAUUUUCUACUAUUUAUUCACAUCAGCAAUACCCCAAAGAGACAUCUCAUGCCGGGAAUGCAGAUAUGAUACAACCUGAGCUGUUUCCGCUCCAGCCCAACUUGGAUCUAAUGGACACUUUUGAAACCUUUCAGGAUAUCUUCCCCUCCAAUCGUCUGCCAUCAGGAUUCUUCAAUUCUGCCUCUGCUGUUCCCCCCGUCCCAAUGUCUGACACUACUUUACGCUCUUGUAGUCAGGCAUUGCAGCCUACUGUUGUGCCUAGUAGCACCCUAGCACCUGUGAACCUAGAUGAGGAGCUUAUCCCAUCCCCUGGUCCUCCUUCCAUCCUCCCACGUGUCCCAGAAGUGAGAAGAGAACAAGCAGCAAGCGCGGGAAGCAUGUCUAGCGCUCAUCAACCAGUCAAGUUUACUUCAGAGACUUCUAUAAGCAGCCAACAGAAUUUCUUCCCAGUGUUUCCCCCUCCAGUGACGCUCUUCCCAACCCAAUCUGCCCAACCAACUGUGCCUCCAAAUACGCGCCUAGCACCCCAGCCUUCUUUUGUUCAGGCGGACACUAAUAAGUUUCCAUUCUGCAGUAACUCUGUUAUCACACACACUGCCUCUGCCACGCUUACCAACAAUCCUGCAGCAACUACCUUCAGCCAGAGCCAGAACCUCAUUCUUACAACUCAGCAACAAGUGCCUUGUAACAUUUCACUGCAAACAACAGGGGUAACUCCACAGAGUACCCACCAUACAUACUUUGCCCUCCCCACCUCUGGAGUCAAGCAAAAUAAGCAGCCUCAGAAAAUUGUGCCUGCUCCUCCUCAGCCAGAGACUGUAUCUUUAUUAUUUGCCCCUGCUUCCUUCACAGGUCAGACGCAAGCUGUGAUAGUGUCCCCAGCCCCACUCAAGACAGACGCCAUGCUGGCUUCGAGGAUAACGCAGUCCAACGUAGUUAUUGCACCAGCUGGCAUUGCAGGAGCAUCUGGUGUGGCAGAGUUCCAUGGCAGUAUUAUUGUUGGGCCAGCUCAGCAAUCUCAGGGUAGCCAAAAGUCUCAGCCCCGGAUCUUCCCCAGUCCAUCUACUGAGCCUUUGGUCAAGAGAGAAAAGACUCCGUCACAGACCAGCAGAACUGUUCCUUCACCUUCAUCCUGCCGAGAUUGUCAGAAUUCGAGGCAGGGAUCCCCUUGUGCAUCUGAACACAGCCUCAGCCCACCACAAAACUCAGGAAAAUCCACAGCCGACUCUCACAACUUCAGUUGCAAGAAUAAACGACUGAAACAUAUUGCUGCAGAACAGAUGAGGCGAUUUAAUAUAAAGGUCGCUUUCAACACACUAAACAGUUUUGUGUCAUCCAGCACAAAACCGAUUAGCCAUGCCAUCACACUACAGAAGACUGUGGAGUAUAUUGCCAAACUGCAGCAGGAAAGAUCCCACGUGCUGGAGGAGACAAGAAGACUCAGGGAAGAAGUGGAAAAGCUGAAUGUUGCCAUAAAUUCCUGUCAACAGCAGCUGCCAGCCACUGGAGUUCCCAUAACCCCACAGAGAUUUGAUCAUAUGAGGGAUCUGUUUGAGAAAUAUGUGAAGAGUCAGACUUUACAGAACUGGAAGUUCUGGAUUUUCAGUAUCAUCAUAAAGCCUCUUUUUGAGUCUUUCAAUGACAUGGUAUCCACAAACAGCAUCGAGGAGAUGUACAGCACCACACACGAUUGGCUCAGCCUGCACUGUUCUCUUCCUACUUUGAGGCCGAUGGUGCUGCGUACCCUCCGUCAGCUGAGCACAACUACAUCCAUCCUCAUGGACCCGUCAAGUCUGCCUGAUCAAGCCAAGCAGGCUGUCCAUAAGAACAGUAGAGGUGGAAGGGAUACCUAAACCAUGGACAGAUAGGCAGAAGAAAGUGAAUAUGGUCUUAUGUUACAUAGGUCUCCACAGGUGAUCUUUAACACUCCAUACCGUGUACCUAGUCUUGACAGAGGAGAUCAACCUACAAACACAUUCAUGUUCAUCUGGAAUUCCCUUUAAAUGCAA